Fukomys damarensis (Damara mole-rat) is the source of this 770-nucleotide messenger RNA. Its product is annotated as putative DMBT1-like protein. Lineage: Eukaryota; Metazoa; Chordata; Mammalia; Rodentia; Bathyergidae. Gene Ontology annotation, cellular component: membrane. The annotation marks the transcript as partial. The transcript is spliced from 5 exons. The record is from RefSeq and is a predicted model, not a curated record.
AAGAUGCACCCGUUCUGCGGCUGGUGGGCACCUCCAAUCGGUGCUCGGGACGCGUGGAGAUUCUCCACCAGGGGACCUGGGGCACUGUGUGUGAUGACCUGUGGGACCUGACUGAAGCCGAGGUUGUGUGCAGACAGCUGGAGUGUGGACAGGCAAUUGCUGCUCCUGGAAAGGCCUACUUUGGCAGAGGUUCUGGGGACAUUCUUCUGGACAACAUUCAGUGUUCAGGAAGUGAGAACCAUCUUGGCCAGUGUUCCAGCUCUGGCUGGUCAGACCACAACUGUGGCCAUCACGAGGAUGCCGGUGUGGUCUGCUCAGAUGCUGGGAACUGGGCUGCAGAUGUGACUCCUGCACCCUCAGCUUCCAUUCGUCAAGGCCCUGUACCACAAGAAGGAAGUAACUCUUGUGGAGGAGUAAUUUCAAGCCUCUCAGGCUCUUUCUCCAGUCCUUGGUAUCCAACAAACUACCCCACUGAUGUGGAGUGUGUCUGGGUGAUACAGGUGGCUGAGAAGUUCCACAUAGAACUGAAGAUCCCACACCUGAAACUGGAAGACAUCUAUGGGUGCCCUUAUGACUUUGUGGAAGUGUUUGACGGGUGGCAAGCUGCCUCACUCUCCAUGGGCAGGUUUUGUGCUGGGAGGGAGCUCACAUUCCUCUCCUCUUCAAACAUCAUGACUGCAGUGUUCAGAAGUGAUGGCAUGAUCACCAACACAGGGUUUUAUGCCCUGUACAACAUUGUGCAGCAGGAUGAAAGCGAGAGUGGUAGGUAA